AUGCAGUUGCUCACUACUCUGUUGAUCUCGACUUUUGUGAUCUCUGCUUCAGCAGUCGCAGUCGAUACACCUCCCCCUUUCAUCCAGCAGAGACCCCCUACUCCUCCUCCCAACUCCAUUUGUCACUGUCAGGACCCACGCGGUUCGAAUGUUAACUCCAAGACGGAGUACUGUUGUAUGAAAUACAGUGCAGCCUCAGGGACGGCCAAAACCGGCCAGGCUGUGUGUCAACAUUUCAAGAACAAGGCGGCUAAGAACGGGUUUAUGGAAUGUUGCCAGCCAUCGCCAGGCACGCUUGCUGACAUCCGCUUUACGAACGGGAAACCUGCCCUCGAUGACUUUGCGGUCUGCACAUGA
Aspergillus pseudonomiae is the source of this 357-nucleotide messenger RNA. RefSeq lists its product as uncharacterized. The transcript has a single exon. The record is from RefSeq and is a predicted model, not a curated record. Lineage: Eukaryota; Fungi; Ascomycota; Eurotiomycetes; Eurotiales; Aspergillaceae. Bases 1 to 357 code for a protein of 118 amino acids.